AGAGAGAGAGAGAUGCAAAAGGGAGGCAGAGAAACAGAUCCUCGUGCAGACUGAAGAUUGGCGGCGGAGGGAACACACACACUCACACACACACACGCCUGAGGAGUGUAUGAGCCAUGCUGGAGACACACACUCACUGACAGGGAGUGAAGCAGAGGAACGAUGGAGGGAAGCAUUUUCUUUGGUAACAGAUGUCACAACGGCCUCAUGCCCGCCCUGGCCCGGCCCGCCAUGCCGUCUGUUCACAGCGCUCUCGGCAUGAAGCCUUUUCUGCCUUUUCCGAUGGACAACCCCUCAGCGGCCGUCAGACUUUUCCCAAGAUUCAACCCGAGCCAAGCUGUGGCCCACUACAAGGGGGCCAAACACGGCAGGAAGCCCAAGGCCCCGGACCCGCCCAAAACCAGGAGGAGAGGCUCAGCGGUCGCCAAGGAGACGGGCAGCCAUGAGGCUGCGGCGGGCGUCGUCGACAACAAAGAGAUGCUUCCCGUGCUCCAACUGCCACCAGUCGAUGGAGCCUCGCCGGCAGUCCCGGACGCCUCAGAGACGACCUCAGCCGCCGGGACGGACGAGGGGCCGUCACAGCUCCACUCCCCCACCGAACUGGGCCCGGACCCUGACGCCGAACCCGAGAAGGAACUGGACCCAGAGACGGAGGAGGAGAAAGCCAAGCGUCUUCUCUACUGCUCGCUGUGCAAGGUGGCCGUCAAUUCGGCAUCUCAGCUGGAGGCCCACAAUAGCGGUACCAAGCACAAGACCAUGCUGGAGGCCCGCAGCGGGGUGGGCUGCAUCAAGUCCUUUCCGCGGGCCGCAGUCAAAGGCAAACUGCCGCCGCCGCCGUCCAAAACGUCGACGGGCCUGCAGAACAAAACCUUCCACUGUGAGACGUGCGACGUGCACGUCAACUCCGAGACGCAGCUGAAGCAGCACAUCAGCAGUCGGCGUCACAAAGACAGAGCUGCCGGCAAACCAGCCAAGCCCAAAUACAGCCCUUACAGCAAACCACACAAAGGAACCACGAAACAGAUGCAGGUCAAGCUGACCUUGGGCAAAGAGCAGCCGUGCACGCCCCUCGCCGCCCAGCUGCUGCCCGCCCACCUGGCGGCCAUGGCCGCCGCCAUCAGCAACACCUUCGCGCACCGCGCCCCACGCGGCGUCCCAGGCCCCGCCCUUUUCCAGACGCCGCCCCUCCACGCUGCUCUGCUCCGCCCCGCCCCCGGGCCCGUCAGGACCUCCCACCCUCAACUCCUCUUCGCCCCCUACUGACUCCCCCGCGGCCCCUCCCCCACUGGACCAGCACUCCGACCAGUCUAUGCAUUCAGGGUUCAUGCCGUUCACGCCGCUCCUGACGGCGCCGCGCCAACAGCUCACGGGCAGCCUCCUUUUGACGCCCAACGGCCAUCGCGGACUUGACGGCGAUAAUAUAAACCGUGUUGGAACUAUGCAGACUUCACCGUGAUGUUCCCGUCGCUCACUUCCUGUCCGCACUUUAACCUCUGUUGAUGUGCACGUUAGACGCUAGACCGUGUUUGAUGGUGACCGUGUGUGUUGUUUUUCUAUUUGUCCUUACACAUGCGUGCAUGUGUGUGCGUGUGUGAGAGAAUGUUCCAUCCGCCACGAGGUGGGACGGAACCGACGGACCACCAGUGCUUGUGUGUUACGUGUUUCUGUGUCACGGUGAAACGUUUGAAAGAAAUAAAAGAGUCCUACUUUGUUAAAAA
Messenger RNA from Nerophis ophidion (straightnose pipefish), 1718 nucleotides. It is a transcript of the gene znf385d, whose product is annotated as zinc finger protein 385D. Gene Ontology annotation, molecular function: zinc ion binding; nucleic acid binding. Gene Ontology annotation, cellular component: nucleus. The transcript is spliced from 7 exons. The coding region runs from base 163 to 1263 and encodes 366 amino acids. NCBI's taxonomy places the organism in Eukaryota, Metazoa, Chordata, Actinopteri, Syngnathiformes, Syngnathidae. The record is from RefSeq and is a predicted model, not a curated record.